AUGCCUCACCCUCGUCAAGUUUUUAUUGCCGUUAUCGGUGCCGGUGGCGUAGGCAAAGCAUUCCUCUCCCAGCUUUCUGGGCUCAAGCAGCGCUUCUCCCAGUCGCCAGCCGCACCCUACUACAUCUCCUUGAUCUGGAUCAGCACCUCCAAAAAAGCCGUAUACCAUGCAGAUUACCGAUCGAUCUCCAGCUGGGAGACUGAACUGCAGAGCUCCAACACUCCUCCAUUGCCUCCUUCGGAACUCGCAGAAUACCUCGUCAAGGCGCCAGGCAAGGUGGUCUUGGUCGACAACACAAGCAACCAGGAGGUCGCAGACGCAUACCCCUCAUUCUUGAAAAAGGGCAUCAGCAUCGUCACACCCAACAAGAAGGCCUUCUCAGGCAGCUAUGACCUAUGGCAGCAAAUCUUCAAUGCUGCGGCCAAUGGAAAUGGCAUUGGCGGCUACGUCUACCACGAGUCAUCGGUGGGUGCUGGGCUGCCAGUCAUCUCGACGCUCAAAGAUUUGGUGGAGACUGGCGAUGAAGUCCAGAAGAUUGAGGGUGUCUUCAGUGGAACCAUGAGCUUCCUCUUCAACUCCUUCCAGCCCACAAACGGUGGCGGCGGCAAGUUCUCCGCAGAAGUCACAUCCGCAAAGGAAAAGGGAUACACGGAGCCAGACGCGCGCGACGAUCUCAACGGGCUCGACGUUGCGAGAAAACUCACGAUUCUCGCACGUCUUGCAGGCCUCAAGGUCGAAUCACCAACUUCAUUCCCUGUUCAGUCGCUCAUUCCCAAGGAACUCGAGUCGUGCAAAUCCGGCGACGAGUUCCUCCAACGACUCCCUGAAUUCGACGAUCAGAUGGAGCAGCUUAAGAAUGAGGCGGAGAGGGAAGGCAAGGUGAUCCGCUUCGUUGGCAGCGUAGAUGUGCCCAAGGGUGCGGUCAAGGUCGGCCUCGAGAAAUUCGACAAGAGCCAUCCCAUUGCAGCGCUCAAGGGCAGCGACAACAUUAUUGCUUUCUACACCAAGCGAUAUGGUGACAAUCCGCUUAUCAUCCAGGGUGCGGGCGCGGGAGGUGAUGUCACUGCUAUGGGUGUUACGGCUGAUCUGGUCAAGGUAUUGAGACUACUGAAUUAG
This is a messenger RNA of Plenodomus lingam JN3, 1116 nucleotides long. RefSeq lists its product as uncharacterized. Gene Ontology annotation, molecular function: NADP binding; homoserine dehydrogenase activity; aspartate kinase activity. The record is from RefSeq and is a predicted model, not a curated record. NCBI's taxonomy places the organism in Eukaryota, Fungi, Ascomycota, Dothideomycetes, Pleosporales, Leptosphaeriaceae. Gene Ontology annotation, biological process: aspartate family amino acid biosynthetic process; L-homoserine biosynthetic process.